Yamadazyma jaroonii is the source of this 2727-nucleotide messenger RNA. The record is from the annotation of a GenBank genome assembly. Lineage: Eukaryota; Fungi; Ascomycota; Pichiomycetes; Serinales; Debaryomycetaceae.
AUGGCUGUGGGUAACUCAGAGUCUAAAACUACCAUUAAAAGGUCCCGAAAAGGAUGCCAUAAUUGUAAAAGACUAAAGAUAAAGUGUGAUGAGGAUAAACCCAAGUGUUCGUAUUGUGUUAAAACAAAUAGUGAUUGUGACUAUUCAAUAAAAUUAACCUGGGGAGGUAGACCAUAUAAAGAUGUUUCCAAACGAAAAAAUCCUUUUGAAACGGUUAUUUCAACCAAUCCACAAUCUCCAUCGAUCAAGAAGACUAAAAAGACCAAAACGAAGUCCGGAGGAGGUGUUAAAUUUGUUAUGGACAAAAAUUCUGAUCUGGCUUUCAGUACCCCCAGGUCCUUACCAUUGGGGAUGAGUGAUAGUAUAGUUAGCUUAGACCUCCUGGAACUGGGAAAUAACAGUUAUAAUAGUUUGAAUACUGGAAGUUUCAACACCACUAAUAGUUUGGCUGAAUCUUUACAGCCUUCUAACUCCAUAGGUUCAGAACCGAAUUUUAUGUCAAGUGCUUUAAGAACCACAAUUUCACAAUCAGAUUCCAACUUCGAAAUCAAUGGGAUGAUGAGUAAAUCUAGUCAGAUGGGUUCAGAGAAAACUGUAGAAGAAUUAGAUGGAAAGACAAAAAUCAAAAAUGAACCUAUAUUUGGAAACUCACCUGGAUUAUCGGAAUUUAUAACUCAAGACAACGACAUUCCAGUUUUAUCACCAUUACCACCAUUUUCCAACCCUAAAAUAGCUUCGGAGUACAAUUCCGUCAAUGGUUAUUCACCUCAAAACAUCAUAGCUGAUGAUUUCGCUAAACCUAAAUUUUCUCCAUCCAGUCAGCAUCAUUCAAAUUAUAAACCUGAUAGCAGGAAAGAUUCAUUCACUUCAUUGGUCAAUUCCUUCCCUUAUUUGUCUAGCGGGAUUGAAAAUCUUUCUAAUGCCCUCGAAAAAGUUGCUGAUGGAGGUAAUCAAUUCAGUUUACAAAAUUCCGAAAUUUUCAAUAAAUUCUUGAAUUCAAUAGAAGAUAGAAAGAGUCCAAUAUCAUUUGAAAAUUCUCCAAAUUAUUCCAUUUUAUCACCAGAAUUGAAUAAACUGCAGAUAUCUAAAAUUGAUGAUGAAUUUAUCAACAAUUAUUCAACAGAUUUAGCUAAAAGUGAAGCUUACGUAUUGAAUAGUAGAAAGAAUGCAUUCCGUCAAGAAUCACCGGUUUCAAUAUUUGAGAUAGCUUCAUUAAUGAAAAACUCCAAUAAAAUCAAAGACAUCCUGGAUAAUGAUGAUAAUGAAUUACCAUUAGACUAUGAGAAUAGUCCUAGUUCUUCAAUAAGUUCAACUUUCAUCAAUGGGUUGGAAUCAAUUCCUCCUCUGUUAAUCCCAUUACCUGAAUUAUUGAAUCAAGUGCCAUAUUAUCGACAAUUAAUGCAUUUCUGGGUUAAUACAGCAGCUGAUAAUUUGGUUCCAGCACCAAAACAUAUUUAUCAAGAUAAUCCUUUCAAGGUUUUAUUACCCCAAAUGGCAAUGGAAUAUCCUGCCAUUUUAACCACUAUAUUAGCAUUUGCAGCUAAAUCCAUGUCAUCCAUAACGAGAAGUGAAGCACCUACGGAAAUUGUUGAUCAAUUGAUUGCCAGAUCUUGUAAUAUGUUAUUGAAAAUGUUGAAAGAUAAAGAUGAAGCCACAUCUGAUGGAACGUUAGCUACAGUUUUAUUAUUAUCAUGUUAUGAAGUGUUGAGUACAAAUGAUUUUGCUAAACAUAGAGCUCAUACUUUAGGAGCUCGUCAAAUCAUCAAGGCUAGAAGAUUAAAAAAUAAACCAACUUUCAUUGAAUUUGAAACUAAAUUGAAUGAUUCCCCUGAUUCCAAUUCACUGUCCAGAGAUUCAAUUGCUGGAACUGAAGGUGAUGUUACAUUUUUUUUGAUGAGAUGGUUUGUUUAUGUUGAUGUUAUUGGAGCUUUAUCUGCUACUACUCAAUCUGAAUACUAUUUAUCUCAAAAUGAUGGGAAUGAAACUAAUUACCUUCCAGCAGAAUCAGUCAAUAAUUUAAAUUCUAUGGAUUCAGCAUUACAUAACAUUGACCCAAAAAGAGAUAUCGAUUAUGUGUUAGGAUUUGAUGUCAAGUUUUUACCUCAUUUGAGUAAAACUGUGAUGUUGAUCAGACGUGUUAAUGAAUAUUUAGAUGAAGAGAAUAAGGAUGUUCUUCCAAUAGACAUUUUAACUGAAGCAUUAGAAGUAAAAUCCAAGUUAACCAAAGCUUAUGAAGAAGGAGAAGCUAGAAGACAAGAAAGAAUCGACAAAAUUAGUAAUUUUGAUACCAUAGAAACCAGUCCAAGAGAAUUAUCUAAGAAACAUAAGAGAGUUAGUCGAUUAAUCCAACAAGAUAAUGUUUUAAGAUGUACUAACAAAUUAUUCUAUAAUAUGGGACUUUUGAAUCUUUACAGAAGAGUGCUUCAGAUUCCUCGAUCAUCAUUAAUAGUUCAAGAAUUGGCUAAUGAGAUAGGUAAUAUCCUAGCAGGAAACAUCGAAUCUGGAUCAUCCGCAGAAAUUUGUUCUAUUUUCUGUUUAUUCUGUGCUGGGUGUGAAACAUUAGACCAUGACAUGAGAGAAUUAUUCAGUGAUAGGUUCACUAAAUUAUCAGAGAUGGGGAAUGUAUUGGCAUUGAAAAGUUUCAAAAUUAUGCAAAGAUGUUGGCAAUCUGGUGAAGACUGGAUUCAAGCAUCAAAAACUUUAGAUAUCGAUAUUACUUUACUUUAA